This is a messenger RNA of Daucus carota subsp. sativus, 1263 nucleotides long. RefSeq lists its product as uncharacterized. The record is from RefSeq and is a predicted model, not a curated record. The coding region runs from base 86 to 490 and encodes 134 amino acids. Lineage: Eukaryota; Viridiplantae; Streptophyta; Magnoliopsida; Apiales; Apiaceae. The transcript is spliced from 4 exons.
ACCACUUUCAAUAAAUGACAAAACUAUUCAAAGCUGAAAAGAUCUUUAUAUAAGAGAAGAAAUCGAAGCAUGUAAAGACGUCGAUAUGUCCGAGUGGUUAAGGAGACAGACUCGAAAUCUGUUGGGUUCGCCUGCGCAGGGAAAGAGGGUUGCUGUGUUGCUGAGGAGAGCUUGUUAUGAGCAAUCUGUUACUAUGGUGCAAAUGAUUCAUUGGGUUGUUUCAUGUUUGUGCUUAGCAACAAUGGGAGAAAAGAAUGGUAGAGAUACAAUGGAGCUGAUCAUGUACAUGAGGAUUUGCACAGUGGAUGGCCUUCUGUUUAAGUGGACUUUGCAUGAUCAUGGAUUAUUGAAUUUGUGGAAUUCAUCUAGCAACUCUUUUUUUCUCUCAGAGGAUAAGACUUUUGUAGUCACUGCUGUCAGAAUGAAAAAGGAACUUGAGUUCGAUGAUUAUUGCUGUACACGUCAGCCUAAAUUGCUUUCAUCAAUUUAAGGUGUGUUGCUGUUGGCCUUCACCUUUCCCAAGGAUUCUGUUACCAAGUACUGGUACGCCAAUCCCCUCUGCUCCAAGACAUUUCCCCUCGCCCACUGCAAUUCUCUUCUUUGGAUCCAGAUCACCUUUAUAUUGUUAUGACAUGUUCUAUCUUACAAGCAGAGAGAUACAACAUUCUCAUUCCUGACUGUUUUUAAUCUCCUAGUAAGUUAGCCAACACUAUUCACAAAGUUGUAGUCCCUGAUUCCAGCUCGAGGAAAAGAUGUAAAGAUUUUCACUGAUGAGAAAUUCACUAGUCUUUCUGCAGAUUUGUAGAUGACAAGGACGUAAAGGGUCAUGAAACUAGAAAUCUGUGGGGAGAAGCUACCGCCAGGUUUAAAAUGAAUCCAAUUCAGUUUGAGAAGGUUCGCCAUAUAGAUGUCAUUUUGUUUAUUACACCUUGUCAUUCUUUUCACGGAAUUUAUAAAUAUAUGCAUGUUUGGGUGGUAUCAGUGGUAAGAAAUUGAAAGUUGCAAGUUGUUGCAAAUUUAUCUGAAGUUGCAAAUUGUUGACACUACCUUUCAUUUGACUGCAUGGUACCAUGAUCUGUUGUUAUUAGACUCGCAUAUCGUACACAGGACCAAUUAUAUCACAGGUAAAAUUUUGAGAAACUGCUGCUAGCUGUUCUUUUAAAAUUCUUAUCUAUACAAUAAAUAUGAGAACCUUGGUUGUCAUACUUAAAAUUUGAUCUUUCAGAGUUCACAAUUUACUUGUAUUUCUAUUGUCUGUGAAAA